Molecule: messenger RNA, 3642 nt
Organism: Naegleria gruberi
Lineage: Eukaryota; Heterolobosea; Eutetramitea; Acrasida; Naegleriidae
Product: structural maintenance of chromosome 1
Exons: 2
Biological process (GO): sister chromatid cohesion
Cellular component (GO): nucleus; chromosome; cohesin complex
Molecular function (GO): ATP hydrolysis activity; ATP binding; DNA binding
Source: RefSeq, a predicted model, not a curated record
GGCAAAAUCGUAAGAAUUGAAGCAGAAAACUUUAAAUCAUACAAAGGAAGACAAAUCAUUGGUCCUUUUGAUGACUUUACUUGUGUGAUUGGUCCAAAUGGUAGUGGUAAAAGUAACUUGAUGGAUGCCAUCAGUUUCGUUAUGGGUCUCAGAGCAACAUAUUUGCGUUCUUCACAUUUAAAACAAUUGAUUUUCAAUGGUGACGGUCUUGCUACACAACAAAAUAGAACAGCCUAUGUUAAAUUGGUUUUUAAAACUUCUCCAGAGGAUGAAGAAGAGGAAGGAGCCGAAGUAGAAUUCACAAGAACUAUUUCAUCACAAGGUCAAACAGAAUAUAAAAUUAAUAAGAAGGUUGUGCAAGCAGCAGACUAUGAAAAGAAAUUGAAGAGCUUUGGUAUUUUAACAAAGGCUAGAAACUUUUUAGUUUUUCAAGGUGAUGUAGAAAAUGUUGCUUCUAAAUCACCACAAGAAUUAACUAAAUUAUUUGAACAAAUUUCUGGAUCUGAAGAAUAUAAGAAAGAAUAUGAUCGCCUAAAAGAAGAAUAUGAACAAUCAAAUAACAAGUUGAUUACAAAUUUCCAAAAGAAGAAGGGUAUUAGUACAGAAAAGACUCAAUUUAAAAAUCAAAAGAAAGAUGCUGACAGAUUUGAUGAUGCAACAGCUGAACAUACAGAACUCCAAGCAAACUUUGUUUUGUGGAAAUUGUAUCAUAUUGAAAAGGAUAUUCGUAAAUAUAAAUCUGAAUUGACCCGUCUCAACAAGGAAAAGAGUCACUUAUCAUCAAAGCAAGACACAACCAACGAAGAAAUCAAUGAAAAGAAAAAGGAAAUGGCUAAAUUGAAAAAACAAAACCUGUUGGCUACAAGCAAAGUUAAAGGACAAAAGGAUGAUGUCACAAAGAAGAGAGAAUCUUUGGCAUCAUUGAAAGUUGAAAUUAACCAUUUGGAGAAUAGUCUUAAAAAUCGUUCCAAGUCAAUGGAUAAAAAGAAGAAUCAAUUAGACAAACAUACUAAAGAUGUUGAAAAAUUGGAAGAUGAAAUUAAGCAGCUAGAACAAGAAAGAGAUGAAAUGGAAGCCAAGUUAAAAGAAGAAAGUUCCGAAGAAAUUAAAAUUUCUGGUGCUGAUCUUGAGGAAUAUAACAAACGUAAAGUUCAAGCUAGUGAAGAAACUGUGAGUUUGAGACAAGAACUUUCAACACUCACUGGUGAAAAGAAUACUCUCUUUGAAUCUCAAAAAACUGUACUUCAAAAAGUUGAACAAUUCGAAGAAAGAAAAAAGCAACUUGAUGAUCAAAAGAAGACCAACCAAAAGAGACUUGAAAAGUUGGAAGAAUCUUUGCAAGCUUUAGAAACUGAAUUAGAUGAGAAGAAUAGAAAGAAGGAUGAACUCACCAAGUCAACUACUGAAAAGGCUAGAAAAAAGCAAAAAUCCGAAGACGAAUUACAUCAAAUUAGAGAUAAGUUGAAAGAAGCUAGAGUUGAAAAGAGAGACAGUGAAAGAGAAUUAAGAUUCAAGGAAGCACUCGAAGGUAUGAAACGUUUAUUCCCAGGUGUUCUAGGUAAAGUUGGUGAUUUAUUCACAAUCACCCGUGAAAAGUACAAUGUUGCUGUUAAUGUUGCACUUGGUAAACAUUUGAAUUCGAUUGUUUGUGAAACUGAAAAGACAGCUUUAGAAUGUAUCAAGUAUUUGAAAGAACAAAGACUUGGAAGUUGUACUUUCAUUCCAAUUGAUUCUGUCAAAGCUAAGAAGGUCAAUGAAAAGUUGAGAAAGAUUCCAAACUCUAGUGCUAAACUUGUUACUGAUGUUAUCACAUAUGAAGAUAAGGUUGAUAAGAUAUUUAAGUAUGCUCUUGGCAACACUAUCGUUUGUGAUACAUAUGAUGAAGCAACAUCAAUUUGUUUUGAUGAUGAUGCAGGUUUAGGUUUCAAAGUUAAAGGUGUUACCGUUGAUGGUACUGUUAUUAGCAAAUCAGGUAUGGUUACAGGUGGUUUGGCUGAUGUCAGAACAAGAACUUCCAGAUUUAAGGAAAGUGAUAUUGAAAAGCUUAAGAAUGACAGAGAUAAGCUUGUUUCAGAUGUUCAAAAUCUUACAAGAGAAGAAGCCUCUGAUAGUGCUACUUUGUCAAGACUUGAAAUUGAAAUCAAACAACUUGAAGGUAAACUUGUUGUCAGAACUGAUGUCGACUUUACAAAGAAGAAGAUUGCUGAUGUUGAUUCUGAAUUGAGAGAUAUUGAAAAGGAAAUCAAGGCCGAAGAACCAACAAUUAACACUUUAAGCACUAAGAUUUCAUCACUUGAUAGCAGAAUUGAAAAGAUUGAAGGUGAAAUUGCUGAAAUUGAAGAAGGUAUCUUUGCUGAUUUAUCUAAGAAGCUUGGUGUUAAGAAUAUUAGAGAUUAUGAAAAUAAGAAGAAGAAGGCUGAAGAACAUGCUGAUAAGGAAAGAUCUAGAUUCGAAACUAUGAUUUCAAGACUUACCAAUCAACUAGAAUUGAUCAAGAAGAGAGAUAUUACAACAUCACUCGAUAGAUUAGAAAAGGAUGUUGAAAAGGAAGAAAAGACCUUGAGUGAAAAGAAGGAUAAGUGCAAGAAACUUGAAACUGAAUUAAUUUCUAUCGAGAAAGACUUUAAGAAAGCACUUGAAGAAAUGAAAUCGUCACAAUCUUCAGUAGAUGACAAGACAACUGAAAUGAAUGAAUUGAAGAAGAUUUUACAAUCUGUUUAUGAUGAACUCAUCAAGUUGGCUAAACAAAUCACAGCUAAGGAAAAUCAAAUUGAACAACUCAGAAAUAGGAGACAAGAAAUGUUCAUGAAAUGUAAAUUAGAAGAAAUUGAAUUGCCAUCCAUCAAGGGUAAACUAAAAGAAACAUCAUCCCUCUCUCAAGAAUUUGUCACUCUCGAUUUCUCUAGCAUUGAAAAGGAAAAGAGAAAUCUCAAAGAUAUCAAGGAAUAUGAAGCCAUUGAAAAGGACUUUGAAAACAAAUUGCUUGAACUUCAAGAAGAAAUUGAAAGAUUAGCUCCAACUACAGCCAUUGUUGGUAAAUAUGAUGCCAUUUCUAAGAAAUACAAAGAUACCCUCGAAGAAUAUAAGCAAACUAGACAAGAUACAACUAAGAUUAAGAAAGAUUUUGAAGAAGUCAAGAAGAAGAGAAAGGAAGCCUUCAUGAAAGCUUAUGAUAGAAUUUCUCAAUCCAUUGAUAGUAUUUACAAAGACUUGACAAAAUCUGACAAGACACCUGGUGGUACAGCCUAUUUGUUAUUGGAAGAUACUGAUGAGCCAUACUUGCACGGAAUUAAGUUUAAUGCCAUGCCACCUCUUAAACGUUACAGAGAUAUGGCACAAUUGAGUGGUGGUGAAAAGACUGUUGCUGCUCUUGCUUUACUUUUCUCUGUUCACAAAUAUAAUCCAUCUCCAUUCUACAUUCUUGAUGAAGUUGAUGCUGCUCUCGACAAUGUUAACGUUAAUAAGGUUGCCAAUUAUAUCAAACGUUCUGUGAAUGGUCUAACUGAUUUGAAGUGUCAAUUUAUUAUCAUUUCAUUGAAAGAAAACUUUUACACUGAUGCCAAGUCUUUGGUUGGUAUUAUGAGAGAUAUUAGUACCAAGUCCUCAAAGACUUUAACAAUAGAUUUGUCUCAAUAUGAUGAA